This is a messenger RNA of Adineta steineri, 489 nucleotides long. Lineage: Eukaryota; Metazoa; Rotifera; Eurotatoria; Adinetida; Adinetidae. The record is from the annotation of a GenBank genome assembly.
AUGAGUCCAGAACAUUUUCAUUAUCGUUUACCAUUUUUUGCUAAAGUUAAUUCAGAUACAAAUGUUACUAUAAAUAGUGAUAUGCAAGAUAUGCUGGUUUUGAUUAUUGGGCUUUUGAUACUUAUUGUGCAUUUGGACCAAAUUGUACAAAUAUAUUUCAUUCUAUUAACUUUGUGGUGGUGGAUGGGAAGAUGGUGGAAUUUUGCUAUUCAAAGUGGUGGAAAAGUUGUCAUACCACUUCCAACUGGUUGGGAUCCACGUCCACGAUCUGAACAUUCUGUACCAUGGGUUGAUCAAGGUCCAGAACAUUUCUUACAACCAACUGCAAAAGAAUUACAAAACUUUUUUCAAAGUUCAAUACAGUUGACUUGCAUAAAUAAGAAUAUUACUGAAACUCAAACAGUCAUUGUUUAUGCUUGGAAUGAAAAUAGUGAAAAUGGUACAUACUAUAUUAAUGCACUUUCAGAAAUACUUCCAAUGUCGUGUUAA